This is a messenger RNA of Caenorhabditis remanei, 1059 nucleotides long. RefSeq lists its product as uncharacterized. NCBI's taxonomy places the organism in Eukaryota, Metazoa, Nematoda, Chromadorea, Rhabditida, Rhabditidae. Bases 1 to 1059 code for a protein of 352 amino acids. The transcript has 3 exons. The record is from RefSeq and is a predicted model, not a curated record.
AUGAAACCGCUCCCUUAUCUCACAUGGCCAUCAAUUCUGGAACACAUGGACCCGCUUGUCAGACUUCAACUCGUCCGGAGUAGCCAAGACAUGAAAACAGCCGAGAAGAGACUCCCGAUCCGAAUAGACUAUCUCCACCUGGAUCGGAAUUGUAUCAACAUCAACGGAAUUAAGUACGAAUUUCUGGUUACCAACUAUACUCUCAGCAUUCAUUCGGCAAACGGAGAUCUUCUCAAACGAGAACGCGUUCGAGGAGGAAUGUCGAGGAGAGAGGCAAUUCAGUAUCUAUAUCGAAAACUGUUCGGAAGGAAUCCCGUUGCUGUGAAUGUCAAAAACCUAGUGAUAGAUGUGGACACAUCUUGCCGUGACAUUUAUUGGCCCAUCGACUUAAAAUUGAAUGUGUAUAACCUGAAGGUCACAAAAAUGUCAGGUCGCGAUAUUGUUAAUCCCAAGAAACACAGAGGAUUAUUAGUUGGAAUGGAAGAUCACGAUAUGCCAAGUGCUGGAUACGGUGCCUGGAAUCUCACAAAUUUUUUCGAGUAUCUUCGGGGAUUUGUCACGAGCACCUCUCUGAACACUUUGGAAAUCGCUGAAGCUAUUAAGUUAGUGAAAUGUCCGGAAAUCAAAACAGCGAGGAAGUUGAUCAUUAACGGAGAACCAGCACGACUACUGAGACUGAAGAAUGUUCGGGUUCAUGUUAAAGGAGGGUUCUACUCAUGGCAGCAAGCGAAGGAGUUGAUUGAAAAGUGGCGAUCAAGCAGUUAUGAGGGAGGUCGGCACUAUUCAGUGGCAAUCAGAAAACAGAAGGAUGUUAUCGGAUUGAUGGAGGAGAUUGAAAGAUUGCCGACUGCUAGGGAGACAAAGAUUGAGGACAAAAGGCAUACCUCUUCUAAAUGCAUCACUCUCCCGAUGGGUGGAUUCAAAAAGCUCAACGUCUACUAUCUGAUUAUCGAGAACGAGAAAAGAGCAGCUGACACCUCCUAUGAAAUUCACUUCGAAAUCGAUGAUGGUGAUUAUGCAACGCCAGUUUAUAAUGGUGUGUUCGGACCGUUCAAUUAG